AACUCAAAAGAAUUUCUUGGAAAACAUAAGAAACUUCAACUCUGGCGCCCUGGCGAUGGCUUCAAUGAGUGCGCGGGUCGAGGCGUUACAAGGAUGGGGACCCUACUGUUAUAGAAUUCACGGGCAGGCUGGGACCUCUCCACCCAAGAGAUGGAGAACCGCGCCAAUACGGAUAUAUAUAUAUACAUAUAUAUUAGAUACGGAGCUAGCUGCCCAGGAGCGUCUCGGAGACGUAACAAGCUAUGAGUGCGAACCGGGGCUCAUGCGCUUCCUAAGUGGUCCACUAGCCAGUGUCAACAUUUACGCCCAGUCUUAUAAGAUGAUAUACGAAGUAGAGCAGACGGAAGUCGCCAUGGCUGCUUACGAAAACCGUGCGCGACUUAUCCACUUUUGUUUCCUACUGGUGAAGGUGGUUGGGAACAUAGCUUGA
Molecule: messenger RNA, 430 nt
Organism: Haemonchus placei
Lineage: Eukaryota; Metazoa; Nematoda; Chromadorea; Rhabditida; Trichostrongylidae
Source: the annotation of a GenBank genome assembly